UCCGUUUCUAACCACAAUUUGAAGAAAUAACAUGGGACGCCGUAAGAAGGGACGUUGUGUAAGGAAAAAUAAACCGAUUGGUGUGGUAGAAGAUGUAGAUACAGUGAAAGCGCCUCAUUCAUUUGUUGUUCAUCGUGGAUUACCUGGAGAACAUAUUGAUGAACUUACCAAAGACUUCCGAAAAAUAAUGGAACCUUAUACGGCAAUGGCUUUAAAAGAAAGGAAAAGAAAUACAAUUAAGGAUUUUGUAUCUGUGGCCAGCUUACUUCAUGUUACACAUAUGUGUAUAUUUACAAGAACAGAACAAGGAAUGUAUUUUAAACUUUGCAGGUUAUCUAGAGGACCAACACUGACAUUCAAAAUACACAGCUUUUCCUUAGCACGUGAUGUAGUAUCUUUGUUAAAAAAGCAAAUGGUAUAUGAAGAAUUAUUUAAGAAUUCUCCGUUAGUAAUACUAAAUAAUUUUAGUGGAGAAGGUAUGCAACUGAAGCUUAUUGCUUCUAUGUUUCAAAAUAUGUUUCCAACGAUAAAUUUAACUUCAGUAAAUUUAAGUACAGUUCGUAGAUGUCUAUGUUUGAAUUAUAAUACAACAUCAAAAACUAUUGAUCUCAGGCAUUAUGCUAUUAGAGUAGUGCCUGUUGGUUUAUCAAAAGGUGUUAAGAAAUUGGUUCAAGCUAAGAUACCAAAUUUAUCUAAAUGUGGUGAUUUUUCUGAUUUCUUAAUGAAAGGAACAGUUUCUGAAAGUGAAGCUGAAGAUGAUCCUGCAAGUCAUGUUACAUUAACCCAAAAAUUGUCCUCGCGCGGUAAUCAUGCAAGUAGUACAAGUGCAAUCAGACUUUCUGAAUUAGGACCUAGAUUAACAUUAGAGUUAGUAAAAGUUGAAGAUGGACUUAUGGAUGGUGAAGUACUUUAUCACGAGUAUGUUCACAAAACAGAAGAAGAAAAGUUAUUAAUAAAGAAAAAACGAGAAGAAAAGAAGAAGUUGAAAGAAAAAAGGAAAAAGAUACAAGAAGAAAACAAACAAAGAAAGGAAUUACAAAAACAAGAACAUAAAGAAAAAUCUUUGAAGGGAAUGCAGAAAAAGAAAGAAAGUGAUAAAUUAUUACAAAAGUUCGCAAAAGAAUCUUUUGAAGGGAGCAAUGUAAAAGAUGAUGAUGACGCACAAUAUUAUCGCGACGAAGUUGGCGAAGAACCUGAUAAAGAUUUAUUUGCAAAAAAUGUCGGCAAAAAGAGGUCUGAAAAGUUUGUACCUAGAUACAAGAUAAAGAAACAGAAACUUGACGAGUCUUGA
Habropoda laboriosa is the source of this 1291-nucleotide messenger RNA. RefSeq names its product protein Peter pan (gene ppan). NCBI's taxonomy places the organism in Eukaryota, Metazoa, Arthropoda, Insecta, Hymenoptera, Apidae. Gene Ontology annotation, molecular function: rRNA binding. The transcript has 6 exons. The record is from RefSeq and is a predicted model, not a curated record. Gene Ontology annotation, biological process: rRNA processing; ribosomal large subunit assembly. The coding region runs from base 32 to 1291 and encodes 419 amino acids. Gene Ontology annotation, cellular component: preribosome, large subunit precursor.